Messenger RNA from Archocentrus centrarchus (flier cichlid), 543 nucleotides. RefSeq names its product piercer of microtubule wall 1 (gene pierce1). Gene Ontology annotation, biological process: axoneme assembly. The coding region runs from base 9 to 443 and encodes 144 amino acids. NCBI's taxonomy places the organism in Eukaryota, Metazoa, Chordata, Actinopteri, Cichliformes, Cichlidae. Gene Ontology annotation, cellular component: axonemal microtubule. The transcript is spliced from 2 exons. The record is from RefSeq and is a predicted model, not a curated record.
GCCGCCUAAUGGUUCUAGGUUGCCAUGGUAACAACGCGCCACUCUUUCUUCACGCCGCGGCCGGGUUAACGCAACAAGAGAAAGACAAGGCGGACAGACAUUAUUUUGUUGAUUUCUUGCAUUUCAGACGCUCAACGAUGCCACUCUCCCCAGAGCAGCAGGCAGAAGAAACAAAAACGUGGACUAAUCCCGGAAACCCAGUUUUCACCUGCGUGAUAACUCCAGAAGCAAAACGUCUGAUGUCUGCAGCGGGAGCAAAGCCCGAAAACAUCAUGUACAGGACCACAGCCAGUGACUACGGUCGCCUCCCUCCAACCUUUGAAACCUCUCCGUGCACUUUUCACCCCAAAUCACAGAGAUUCACCAAAGAGCUGGGGAAGAUGGGGAUGUAUCGCAACCACUCCUUUAAUACAUCCCUGGACCGAAGCAAGGUGUGCGACUGACUGUUUUGCAGCACACACCAUUUGAAUAUAUGUCUAAGUCAAAUGUAAUAAGAGUAGAAUUUAAUAUGUGCACACUGAAAUUAAACGGCAUUGUUCUGCA